AAAGCUUCUGCACUCCAAUAAAAGAGACUCACUGGGAUUUCAGUUUCACAUUAAAGUAUUCUUGGUAGCAUUUGUAGUGAUCUUUUUGUGUUUACUGAUUAACAAAAAGGAAAGAGAAAGCAACGUUUCAUCCACAGCAAAAAGGAAGAAGAAACGAUUAAGUUUCUAUUUGUUUUUUUUGUCUUCUCCUUUAUUAUGUUUUUUCCUCCGUUUGCUUUGUUAAUACCAAAUCCAAUUUCAUAGACCCAACUUUUUUAUUUCUUCUCUCCAUUAUUAUUAAAAUUAUCAUCAUCACAGCAAGCAAGAAAAACAACAAAAAGCAGAAAAAGAAUCAGAGCACUCACAAUGGUUUUGGGAUGGCGAAGAGCUUUUUGUACAUCGAUCCCCAGAGAUCGAGAUACUAAAGAAAAGCAAGACAACACAAACCCAACUCCAAGUCCAAGAAUCAAUUCCAAAUUUGGGUUUUUCUCUAACCCUUCAACCCCACGCUUCCAGUCUCCCCCAGUUUCCAGUUCAAUACUCCGUUGCCGGACCACUGCUACUGUUCAGGCGGCGUCAGCCCCUGGAAGUCCAAAGCUUCAAUGCAAAACCAAAAACAGCCCCCGGUUUUUUAACCGCUCUACGCCAUCUUCCCCACGUUCACCUUCUACUUUUUCGCUUCUCAAAUCCAGCUUACGUUUUCCUAAGCAGACUAAGUGCGGCACAUGCUUACAGACGGUGAAGACUGGGCAAGGAACUGCUAUUUUCACGGCUGAGUGCUCUCACAGUUUUCAUUUCCCAUGUAUAGCAGCUCUUUUAAGGAAACAAACAGCCCUUGUGUGUCCUGUUUGCCACUCUGAAUGGAAGGAGCUGCCUCUAUUGUCGAUACACGAUACUCAAAAACCAGUAAAAGUUGAAGAGAAAACAAUUAGAGAAGUAUCUCCAUCACCUAAAGCAAAAAGAGAUGUCAAAUUUACAACCGAAACCAACUUUCAGGGAAGGCCUAUUUUGAAGGUAUACAAUGAUGAUGAGCCACUGAUGUCUCCAACUUCUGUUGCUCGGUUCAAUCCGAUACCGGAAUCCGAUGAGUAUGAUGAAGAGAAUGAUAAUGUGGUGGAAGAAUUUCAAGGAUUUUUCGUGGACGCAAACGUGAAGCCGGAGAAGGAAAGUUUGGUAAAUUUUACCAACUUCGAGGCGAGGUUAUUGCCUGAAGCAGCCGUUGUAUCUGUUGGCCGGAGUUAUGAAACGUAUGUGAUAAUAUUGAAACUUAAAGCUCCACCGGUGUUGACAAGGACAGCCCGAAGAGCACCUAUUGAUCUUGUUAUGGUGCUUGAUGUUAGUGGGAAAAUGAAAGCUCAGGAUAUCCAAAUGAUGAAACGUGCCAUGAGGUUAGUAAUAUCAACGCUAUCCACAUCCGAUCGGCUUUCAAUUGUGGCCUUCUCUACAACCUCCAAACGGCUUUUACCAUUACGGAGAAUGACAACAAGCGGAAAACGAUCGGCACGUCGCAUUGUUGAUGCCAUUGUUGCUCUAGAUGGAACAGGAACCAGUGCAAGCGACGCUCUAAAAAAGGCUGCGAAAGUUCUAGAAGAUCGCAGAGAGCGUAACCCCGUCGCUAGCAUCAUGCUCUUAUCAGACUGUCCAAAUGAUCGUCUCACCACCACCAUCUCCACCAAUCAAAGGUAUCAAUCUACCAUCGUUUCCACCUGCACGCGCUUCAACAACUCGGAGAUUCCGGUACAUUCUAUCGGACUGAACCAAUCCAACGAUGAUGUAUUCAAAAAAUUCAUCGGAGGCAUAAUAAACGUCGUCGUUCAGGAUCUCCGAGUUCAAGUGGGAUUCGUUUCCGGUUCAGCGCCGGCGGAAGUAGCGGCGGUUUAUUCAUACACAAACCGGCCCGCUGCUCUAGGUUCCGGUUCUCUCCGACUCGGCGAUUUCUACGCGGAGGAAGAAAGGGAAUUGUUGGUGGAACUAAAAGUUCCCACGUCAGCAAUUGGGACCCACCAUGUAUUGUCCGUUCGAUGCUCUUACAAAGACCCAUCAACUCAAGAGCUCGUAUACUGUAAAGAACAAGCUCUUUUGGUCCCACGUCCCCACGCCGUUCGAUCAUCAACCCCUAAUAUCCAACGGCUCAGAGAUCUUUUCAUUUCGACUCGAGCCAUGGCUGAGUCUAAGCGAUUGAUUGAACGAAACGACUUAACCGGCGCGCACCACAUGUUAUCCUCUGCUCGUGCUUUGUUAGUUCAGUCAAAUUCCAGCUCAGCUGGUGAAUUCGUUCAUGGCUUAGAAACCGAGCUGUCUGAGCUUCAUUACAGAAGGCAAAAUCAAACUCAGCAGCCACAUCGACGAAGAAUAAACGUACAACAAAGAGAAGAUGAUAAAGCUGAGCCGCUUACACCUACAUCGGCUUGGAGAGCCGCUGAACGGCUAGCUAAAGUGGCUAUAAUGAGAAAAUCGUUGAAUAGAGUCAGUGAUUUACACGGCUUCGAAGAUGCAAGAUUUUAGUUUAUUUUUAUUUUCUUUUUAAUAUUGUAGAAAUAGGUUAAAAUAUAGUAGUGCCUAUCCAUAUGAAGAAGCAAAAAAAAAAAAACUUAAAAAACGACAAAGGGUACCCGACGGCUCGGCGCUUUCUGCAGAGGAAAACAACAGUUAGUGAAAGGGUAAAGUGGGUACCCUACAUUGGGUGAUUGUUUGAUUAAGGCAGUUGGGGGUGGGGUUAAGAAGAGCUAUGUGCUUUUGUCUUCUAUUAUCUCCCAAAAAAAUUAUAAUCCUUUCUUAAAUGUAGAGAUUUUAAUGAUGAUGUUUAAAUGGAGAUGAACAGAAUAAUCUUUCUUCAA
Molecule: messenger RNA, 2816 nt
Organism: Solanum tuberosum (potato)
Lineage: Eukaryota; Viridiplantae; Streptophyta; Magnoliopsida; Solanales; Solanaceae
Exons: 2
Coding region: 346-2484 (712 amino acids)
Source: RefSeq, a predicted model, not a curated record